UUGUGCAUUCUCUUUUAUAUGUAUAAUAAUCAUGCCUAACCAUUUUGUGAUUUACAUGUGGCAAUGUCAAGAAGAAUUUUACAGUAAGAUUUACUAACGAAUAUUAGAAAACAUACUCAAAAACAGUCCUCUCCACCCCUCACUUCCACUUGCAUACUUGAUCAAGACAUGAGAUCAAAAAUACUAAGACUAUUGAGUCUAACUAAUAAGACACAAAUGUGGACUUUGGAGACUCAUUUCCUUCCCACUUUUGGUAGCUUAGCUGAGGAGGCGAUCAAAUGGAUUGAGUCAGUCUGUAGAGAGAGAGCAAGGCUGAUUAUAGUUUUCCUGGCCUGCAAAGCUGUUCCCAGUGUCCUCAGUAUACAGACCUUGGUCAUCAGUAUACAUACUCCCUGGUGUGGUUUCUGGGCCUCAGAUCCCUUAAUAUGUAGGUUGGCACUAAAGUAAUUUUGUAAACAUUUAAAGGCAAAAACCACAAUUACUUUUGCUUUUAAUGGCAAAAACCACAAUUACUUUUGCACCAACCUAUAUCUUGUUAUUUAGAGAAACUAGGCGUUCCCUACCUCUCUUGGGCAAACCUAUAGCUAUGUAACAUGGCAGUGGAAUGACACUAACUGCCUCAUUCUCCCUGGGAGUGCUCUCUGCAUGUUCAGUCUCCCAGUGAAGAGAACCCUUCUAUCAGGACCUUCAUCAUGAUACAAAAGGAGUAUCUAUGCCAGGCCACAGCUGCAGAUCAAUUUCUUUACAUAUUCAUCAAUGUCUGAAGAAGUUACUUAUGCAGAUCUUAAAUUCCAGAACUCCAGUGAGACAGAAAAAAUCCAAGAAAUUGGCAAAUUUGGGGAAAAAGCACCUCCAGCUCCCUCUCGUGUAUGGCGUCCAGCAGCGUUGUUUCUGACUGUUCUGUGCCUUCUGACGCUCAUUGGAUUGGGAGUCUUGGGAAGCAUGUUUCACAUUACUUUGAAGACAGCAAUGAAAAAAAUGAGCAAACUACAAAAUAUCAAUGAAGAGCUUCAAAGAAAUGUGUCUCUACAACUGAUGAGUAACAUGAACAGCUCCAACAAGAUCAGGAACCUCUCCACCACACUGCAAACAAUAGCCACCAGAUUAUGUCGUGAGCUCUAUAGCAAAGAACAAGAGCACAAAUGUAAGCCUUGUCCAAGGAGAUGGAUUUGGCAUAAGGACAGCUGUUAUUUCCUAAGUGAUGAUGUCCGAACAUGGCAGGAGAGUAGAAUGGCCUGUGCUGCUCAGAAUGCCAGCCUGUUGAAGAUAAACAAUAAAAAUGCAUUGGAAUUUAUAAAAUCCCAGAGUACAUCAUAUCCCUAUUGGCUGGGAUUAUCUCCUGAAAAAGAUUACAGUUACGGUACGAGCGUGGAUAAUAUAAUCAACUCCUCUGCCUGGGUUAUACGAAACGCAUCUGACUUAAAUAAUAUAUUUUGUGGAUAUAUAAAUAGAAUAUAUGUUCAUUAUGAUUACUGCAUUUAUAGAAAAAAAAUGAUAUGUGAGAAGAUGGCCAAUCCAGUGCAGCUUGGUUUUAUACAUUUUAGGGAGGCAUGAGUCAUCAAUCAAAUACAUUUAAGGAGAGUGGGGGGUUGGGGUUCCAGACUAUAGGUAAAUUUAAAUAUUUUCUGGUUGACCACAAUUGGUUGAGUUUGUCUAAGGACCUGGGAUUUUAUCACGCAGAUGAAACAUCCAGGUAGCAAGCUUCAGAGAGAAUAGAUUGUGAAUGUUAAUGCUGGAGAGGUAUAAUGAAGCAUGCCCCUCCUCCCACUUCCCAUCAUCGCCUGAACCCUGGAGAAGAGGAAGUCCAUUCAGAUGGUUGUGGGGGGCCUUCGAAUUUUAUUUUUCAUUUACAUUCUUCCCCUUCUGGCCAAGAUUUGCCAGAGGCAACAUCCAAGACCAGCAGAUUUUAAUUUUGUCCCAUAGCAUUGCCAGGGUGGCAUGGCGCGCCAUCUCCGGUCCAUCCUAUACUCCGUGGGACUCCCUAUAGCUGAAGGCCUUAUGAGUCAAAGGACUUUUAGCCAAUUGAUUGUUCCAGGCCAGAUAAGAAUGGAUGUGGACAUGCAUUUAUUACCUCUUAAAAUUAUUAUUUUAAGUAAAAGCCAAUAAACAAAAAUGAAAAGGCAA
Molecule: messenger RNA, 2124 nt
Organism: Cercocebus atys (sooty mangabey)
Lineage: Eukaryota; Metazoa; Chordata; Mammalia; Primates; Cercopithecidae
Gene: CLEC12A
Product: C-type lectin domain family 12, member A
Exons: 7
Coding region: 757-1554 (265 amino acids)
Molecular function (GO): signaling receptor regulator activity
Source: RefSeq, a predicted model, not a curated record